AUGUUCUUAGAGUUGAUUCAAAUCCUAUACAAAUAUGAUUCUGUUUUAAAAUCUCAUAUUGAUAGUGGUCCUAAGAAUGUAAUGUACACAAAUGAAUCCAACGACAUAGGUCACCACGAGCAACUUUCUAUAGUUUUUCGCUAUUUUGAUACCAAAACAAACCGUCCAAUAGAAAAAUUUAUUAAUUUGAGACGUAUGUUGUCUGUAGAUUCAGAAUCAAUUUUUAAUGCACUUAAUGAUGUAAUUACUUGUCAAUUUAUGUUGAAUUGGAAGAAUGUAGUUGCAGUAUGUUUUGAUGGAGCAGCAACUAUGGUAGGUAAUAUUAACGGCGUACAAGCCAAAUGCAAGAAUAAAAAUAAAAAUAUUUUGCAUGUCCACUGUUACAAACAUUGCUUAAAUUUAACUUUAUUGGAUGCUGUUUGUGUUAAUGCAAAGUAUAGUGAAGUAAAUAAAUGUGUCAUUGAUUUUCUUGUGACGGUAAAAUUUAUUUAUUCUUUUAUUGAAGGGAGUCCAAUACGACAUGCAGUAUUUGAAAGAUUUGCCAAAUUAGAUGGUGCUAAAGUACAAACAUUGAAAUCGAUGUCUCAAACUAGGUGGGCUUGUCGCGCUGAUGCAGUGAAUGCAGUUAAAAACAAUUACAAAACUUUAUUAAGUACUUUAGAAGAAAUAAAUUCCAAAUGUUUGGUACCUGAAGCAAGAGCAAUGCCGUGA
Molecule: messenger RNA, 711 nt
Organism: Sipha flava (yellow sugarcane aphid)
Lineage: Eukaryota; Metazoa; Arthropoda; Insecta; Hemiptera; Aphididae
Product: protein FAM200B-like
Exons: 2
Coding region: 1-711 (236 amino acids)
Source: RefSeq, a predicted model, not a curated record